This is a messenger RNA of Acanthoscelides obtectus, 507 nucleotides long. NCBI's taxonomy places the organism in Eukaryota, Metazoa, Arthropoda, Insecta, Coleoptera, Chrysomelidae. The record is from the annotation of a GenBank genome assembly.
AUGAAAAUACUCAAGUCCAUAUCAAUGCGCAACUGGAAAUGCAGCUUUUGGAAAAAGUACAUAUACAGCAGCAGUUGGAUAGUGCAUAUAGGCCAAGUAUUCAACAGUAAAAUGAACAAGUUAGAAAUAAUAGAUUGCAUGUUACAAGUGGCUCAGGAAAAUAUAAGAAAAGAAAUUUUGGAAGCUGAAUUUGUUGCUGAUAUGGCUGACGAAACAACGGAUGUAGCUAAUUGUUAUCAAAUGACUACAGUAUUUAGGUACAUUCUACCAAAUGGAAGGUCAGUUGAAUGUUUUUGGAAUUUUGUUACCCCCUCUGACCACGAUGCAGUUAGUCUCUCAGAGUGUGUGAAAACUAAUUCAAUAAAAGUACUAGAUAAACCAGAGAAACUGAUAGCUCAAAGUUAUGACGGCGCUAGUGUAAUGAGUGGACGUCAUGGAGGUGUUCAAGCUCUUAUUCAACGUGAUUAUAUUUAUGCUUAUUUCAUUCAUGUUAUGCCCACCAGCUAA